GUAUACAGAUAGAAAUAUUCAGUGAUGAAGAAUCUGCCAUUCUAGUAAUUAAAAAUGAAGAGUUUUCGUUGUCAUAUAAAUCUGAAAUUACACCUGUUAAUCUUAUGAAUUUCUUUCUUAUAACUUUCAUUGAGCUUGAAAAUAAUAUGAAUAAGAAUGUCAAAUCAAAUACAUCUUUAGAAGAAAUGAAGGAUAAAAAGCUAAAAAGGAAAACAGAUCUCAAAUUAAGUUAUAGUAAAUUGGCAUUGAAGUCUUAUGACAAGCUUAAAGAAAUAUUAAACAUUGCUGGACAUAAUACUCCUAAACUUGAUGGUAUAGGUUUCCUGUAG
Molecule: messenger RNA, 329 nt
Organism: Funneliformis caledonium
Lineage: Eukaryota; Fungi; Glomeromycota; Glomeromycetes; Glomerales; Glomeraceae
Source: the annotation of a GenBank genome assembly